Molecule: messenger RNA, 1612 nt
Organism: Hibiscus syriacus
Lineage: Eukaryota; Viridiplantae; Streptophyta; Magnoliopsida; Malvales; Malvaceae
Product: protein SHORT-ROOT-like
Exons: 1
Coding region: 99-1478 (459 amino acids)
Biological process (GO): negative regulation of mitotic cell cycle; asymmetric cell division; regulation of DNA-templated transcription
Cellular component (GO): nucleus
Molecular function (GO): DNA-binding transcription factor activity; sequence-specific DNA binding
Source: RefSeq, a predicted model, not a curated record
UAGUAAAUUUGUGUUUACAAUAGCUCUCUUGUUAUUUGGUAUUAGAUGGUUUAGAAUUUUCGGGUCUCCAACCAUACGAAGAAUGCUUCAACUUUUUCAUGGAUAAAGAUGAUUUCCCUUCGUCUUCUUCUAGACAGUACUAUCCUUAUCAUUCCCAUCCUUCUGCCACCUCAACAACCACCGACGCCGCCGGCACCACUACUACUCCCACUGGUAGACACCAUGCCUUUGAAACUUCUGAAUUCUCCACUUUCUCCCCUGCUCGUGACCUGAAUAACUUCGAUUUCUCCGGCAAGUGGGCUACCGAUAUCCUCCUGGAAACAGCAACCGCUAUCGCCGAUCGGAACAGCGAACGUUUCCAACAACUAAUGUGGAUGCUCAACGAGCUUAGCUCACCUUACGGUGACACCGACCAAAAGCUUGGUUCUUACUUUCUUCAAGCUUUGUUUAGCCGCAUGACCGACUCCGGCGAGCGUUUCUAUCGAACGUUAGCCUCAGCAUCUGAGAAAACAUGUUCUUUCGAGUCAACGAGGAAGAUGGUAUUGAAGUUCCAAGAGGUAAGUCCCUGGACUACUUUUGGUCACGUUGCUUGUAAUGGUGCAAUCAUGGAAGCUUUCGAAAGUGAAAGCAAAUUACAUAUAAUUGAUAUAAGCAACACGUAUUGCACCCAAUGGCCUACUUUGCUUGAAGCACUAGCCACCCGCACAGAUGAAACCCCACAUUUGAGGCUAACCACGAUCGUCGCGAGCAAAACCUGCAGCGCUUUAGGUUCUUCAGGAGCAGCAGGAGGAGGAGGAAGCUUAGCUGCAGUCGAUGAUAUAAUGAAAGAAAUCGGAAGCCGAAUGGAAAAGUUCGCCAGACUUAUGGGAGUUCCUUUUAAGUUCAAUGUAAUACACCACGCCGGUGAUAUAUGUGACUUAGAUUUAUCAAAACUUGAUGUCAAAGAGAAUGAAGCCUUAGCCAUCAACUGUGUUGGGACGUUGCAUUCGAUCGGAGCCGUUGAUAAUCGUAGAGAUAUGAUGAUUUCUAAUUUCAAGAAACUGCAGCCCAGAAUAAUCACCGUCGUCGAAGAAGAAGCUGAUUUCGAUGUUGGGGUUGAUGGGUUGGACUUCGUUAAGGGUUUCCAAGAAUGUUUAAGGUGGUUUAGGGUUUAUUUCGAAGCCUUGGACGAGAGCUUUCCUAAAACAAGCAAUGAAAGGUUGAUGCUGGAACGAGCCGCUGGGCGAGCCAUAGUUGAGUUGGUGGCUUGCUCGCCGUCCCAGUCCAUAGAGAGACGCGAACCGGCGGCGCGGUGGUCAAGACGGUUCCGUGGAAGUGGGUUUGGCCCCGCGGUUUUGAGUGAUGAAGUGUGUGAUGAUGUACGCGCCUUGUUGAGAAGGUAUAAAGAAGGUUGGUCAAUGGCACAAUGUUCCGACGCCGGAAUAUUCUUGUCUUGGAAAGAUCAGCCGGUGGUUUGGGCCAGUGCAUGGCGGCCUUGACCACGGCGGUAGGCUUCUUCUUAUUCUUCAUCUUUUUUUUUUCUUUUUUGCAUGGGAGGAUAUAGAAGUAGCCAACUUAAUUAGCCAAAAUCGAUUUGUAUAAUUUUAUUUUAAUAAAUUGAACUGGAUAAACA